This is a messenger RNA of Sander lucioperca (pikeperch), 1347 nucleotides long. RefSeq names its product protease-associated domain-containing protein 1. The transcript is spliced from 5 exons. NCBI's taxonomy places the organism in Eukaryota, Metazoa, Chordata, Actinopteri, Perciformes, Percidae. The record is from RefSeq and is a predicted model, not a curated record. The coding region runs from base 176 to 751 and encodes 191 amino acids.
GCAAUAUACGCAUGCGCAUUAAAAGAAGCGCGGAAGUGAUUGCUAGCUGCUCUAUUGUUUAUUGACAGAACGGCCGCUAGCAUACAGUACAUGUGGACAAAUACCGCUCUCAAAUAGAAAGCCACACUAAAGUAUCGUGUAUGUAACGUUGAGAAGCUCUACAAAUGUCUUGAACAUGGCGAAGGUUGUCCGGACCACAGCUUUAAUAUUAUACCUCUGGAGUGUUUUAAUGCAGUUCAAUCGCACAUCAGGUCUUGGGAUCAAUGAACUGCUUUAUUUCCGGGUCAUCAGUCCAGAAGACAUAGGGUACAUCUUCAGUGCAGCGCCUGCUAAAGACUUUGGAGGAGAUUUUACGUCAUCAUAUGAUGAGAUUUUCCUUGUGCCAGCAGACCCAGCAGAUGGCUGCUCAGACCUGGAGGACAGAGCAAUCAUCCAGGGACAAAUAGUCCUGAUGGAAAGAGGAGGUUGCUCCUUUGUACAAAAGGCCCGACACGUGGAGGAAGCAGGAGGCAAAGCUGUUCUGAUUGCUGAUAAUGUAGUGGACAAUGACAGUCAGUACCUUGAUAUGAUCACUGAUGGAAGCACUGCCAAACCAAGCAUUCCUGCUCUAUUCCUGCUGGGACGUGAUGGGAUGAUGAUCAGACGAUCUCUUCAGAGACAGGCCCUGCCGUGGGCUGUCAUUUCCAUUCCUGUCAAUGUUUCCUCUUUGGCCUCAUUCCCACUAAAGCAACCCCCAUGGACACUGUGGUAGAAAUGACACACAUCCACAACUUAAUGCACUUCCCCACUCAAUAAACAUUGUUUUUUGUCAGUGCAUAUCCUGUCAGCCGUGAAUAAACUCACAGCCUCACGGGAAAAUUCUUCAUUGGUGGUUAAACAAAUUUACACACACUAGUGGUGAAUCAGUCAAAUUUACAUGUGUACGCAUGAUUAUAUCACACUUAAACACACAGCCAAACUUAUUAAAUGGACUCUUUGCCUGAGCCGUUUAACCGGGUGAGGACAGACAAACUCAGCAAAAACAUGCAUGCUUAUUCUCAGUGCUCAGCUGAAGUUUAAUGAAUUAGCAAGUUAUUUUGAAGAUAUUGAGUCUGUUUUCGCAACUUCGGUGCAGAUGAUUUGUUGGUCAAUAGUCAGUUUUAAAACUGGAAAAUUGGAUAUGCAUUAAUAGAACACAUGCAGGUUGAAGUGCACCAAUUCUUGCCUUGUCAUAUAAUACAAGCUGUUGCGUAAGGCCACAAUGGGGGGGGGGGCAGCUUUUAUUUAACUUCACUACAAUACAGAAUACCAGGAAUGUCAUCUCACUGUAAAAAAUUAUUAUAAAUUACUGUUUAUUAAAAUGAUUUA